AUGAGCGACGACGAAGCUGACCCCGAGCUCCUUGAACUCCUCCGCCAAAGCCUGGGCAUAUCGAGACCGACCCAUGGCGAAGUUUCAAGCGAUACAGGCGUGCUACGAGAUGCCGAUCAUGUCUACAGCAAUGCUAUCGAUGUGUCAAUUGAUAUGUACGGGACCAAAGCCGCUGCCGCCGAGAUCUACCGCAGCAUGCAGGAAAAGAGCUACUCAACUGAGACGUGGAGUCAACAUGAGCUGCAUCCAAGAACGAGCGAAGGCUUCGAUGAAGUGGCGAUUCUGAACUUCGUGUUCACCAUGGACCUAUUGAACUUUUCCUUCUGGUCUGAGUUGUCCUCCGAAGAACGAUAUCAAGUCGAGUACCGUGGGAAACGAUGGACUGGCUACAACAGCCUUGUUGCCAGCCUUCGACGGGCACUCGAUGAAGGCAUAGCCAUAACGACACCACGCUUCUGGAGAAGUCAGCGAUGCUCUGACGAAACACUCGCCCACGUUUUUCGAAGCGCAACUGCAGAGCCUAUACCUCUACUGGACGAACGCAUCUCCAUACUUCGAGAAGCCGGUGAUGUCCUACGUGAAAACUUUGCGAGUGACGAGGACGAGGACGAGAUCGAAGUUGUAAAGGGUGCCGAGCGUGAUGAUGACCCUUCACAGAGCUCCAAUGCUAUCGCCAAUGGUGAAUUUGACGAGGGCAGCGAGUACAUCGAAAGUUUGCGAGCCGAUAUCGAUGGCCCCACUGACGACAGGAUACUCGCCAACACCACAGAUACUCAAGCAACGAACGAAUUAGCAAGCCAAACCCCGUCGACACGGCCAGAGCCAAGCAAUCUUCAAGUCCAGGCAGAGGUUGUCGAUGCUUCAACAUCUCAUGAUCGACCGGAGAUUGCCUCUGAUUCUGGGCUGGCCAGCAACGCCAACACAAACACAGCAGUUCAAUCAGAAGCUGCAAACGAACAACCUGCCAUUGCCCACGCCAACUCAUCACACAUAGAUGUCACAUCGAUUGAUCACAUAACAAACGGCGAUACCACGCACAUACCCGACGCACAGCAGGACAGCGUGCGGCCCGACCAUGCGGUAGUGCGAUUGAUACAGCGCGCAGACCGCUCUGCGGGCAAGUUGGUCAACCUUCUAGCCCAUCACUUCCCAUCCUUCCGCGACGAAUAUCGUUUCGAGGGUCGGAAAGUACGGCUUCUCAAACGUGCUCAGAUCUUUGUGGCGGAUUUCUGGGCGGCUCUGAAUGGGAGCGGGUUGGGCGAAUUCCACGAUAUCGACCACCUGACGAUGUUUGCAGACUACCGCGUCCCCCAGGUCCUGCACUCGCUGGGUGUGUUGGUCUUCAGUCCCCCGCUGGAUCACCGCAUCCGCAGCCUUGGUCGAAUUGAAUCAGGGCAUACCUGGGAGGUACAGCUGCGUGGCUGCAGCAUCUGGGCCGUCGAGCUGAUCCGGCGCGAGAUUGUCAGGGCGCAUCCGGAAGCAACGCAGGUCAACGCGGUGCUCAUCGACUUCUUCCUCUACGACUUGGCGAAGGAGAGAGAGGCGCUAGCAUUCCCCACCAUCGAACCAGGAGCCGCAACUACUAGUGCCUAA
Messenger RNA from Zasmidium cellare ATCC 36951, 1593 nucleotides. RefSeq lists its product as uncharacterized. The transcript has 7 exons. The record is from RefSeq and is a predicted model, not a curated record. Lineage: Eukaryota; Fungi; Ascomycota; Dothideomycetes; Mycosphaerellales; Mycosphaerellaceae. Bases 1 to 1593 code for a protein of 530 amino acids.